CCAGCAGACUUCUUGAAGUCAUUCAACCGUACAAUGAGACAGCAGUCCAUGACCGUGAGCACCGACGAGCUAGACGUGUUUGGAGAUUACCUAGGCACCAGCUCCCAAGCUGAAACAUGGUUCAAGAACAUCCCAGUCACAAGCAAAACUACAUGGACCACAUUUGUCACAGUGUUCAAAGCACAUUGGCCGCCGAUCAAAGUAGUGGAAAAGAUGAAUGCAGAGUAUGAAAAGGAGCUUUUAGAUCACACCCUGCAGAGUACAGAAGUUGGGAAGAAGACAAUGCUAUAUGACCAGGAAUGCUGGAUGCACGUUGCAUGGGCAGUGAAGACAUUACAACUAGCCACAAAUGCGGGAAUCGCACAGGGCACAUCAAUGAUCUGGCAAGUGCGCAGCAUGUUACCAGACAUCAUCAAGGACCUACUUAAGGACGAGGAAUACAAGGACUGGGCGGAAUUCACAAAGGCAGUU
Messenger RNA from Suillus paluster, 471 nucleotides. RefSeq lists its product as uncharacterized. The annotation marks the transcript as partial. NCBI's taxonomy places the organism in Eukaryota, Fungi, Basidiomycota, Agaricomycetes, Boletales, Suillaceae. The record is from RefSeq and is a predicted model, not a curated record. The transcript has a single exon.